UGUUCAUUUUACAGUCAACCUUACCUGGCGGGGAAUUCCCAAGUUAAUGUAUUAAUUCAUUUGUGUUAUUGCUGGUGAAUAUCUUUCUGAUGCGUUGAGAUCAAAUAUGUUUUAUGGAUAAAGAAUAAACCGUGAUUUAAGAAAAGCACGCACACAUGGUUAAGCCAUCAAUUAUGCCUGAAGCGCAUUCAUCAUCGUGGUUGCUGUUGACCUUGACCUUUGUCGGUCUCACAUUAUCUCAAGAACAAUCCCAAGCACCUGCAGGAAUCCGACUUUCAGUGCCAGAAAGCGAGUUUGACCGCUUUACCACUUUGAGUAAUGACCGGCGGAAACAUUUGUUGAAGAAAAUCCAGUUUGCCAAUUUGACUGGCCACGACAAUGACCUGUCAUGGACCCUAACAAAUAUCCACGGGUCUAAGCUGAUAAACAUAGAGGCACACGGCAAGUUUGGAGACGAUGGUAACGUAAAAAUAUAUGGAAUAUUGAGUAAUUGUUCUCUGAUGAUGAAUUGGUCAAUGUCAGAGGUGCUGGUCGUCGGAAAAGCACAGAGCAUUAUGCAAAGCCAAGGAAUACUAGACGUAGAUGUGGGAUCAGUUUCCAUUAAGUAUACGAUCCAAGCAGUCAUGAAAGGUGGCUCACUAUCGUUGAAAAUGCACCGAUGUUCGUUGGAAGUAUCCCAACUCAGUGUAAAAUCAGUCGACAGCAACCUUAACCAAUUUGUCGAACUGAUUGCCAGCUCUUUCUCACCAGACUUGAAGAAGCUGUUGAAUGAUUCGGUUUGCAAGGAUCUCGUAGAAUCAACCGUCGUUGUACAACACAUGUUCGCAUCCUCACACUUGAAACAGAGCUACAGUAAGUUUGGAGAGAAUGUCACGAUAGACGCCUCGUUCCUGAGCAUGAAUAUCAGCAAAGGAGCAUUCCAAGCUCUGCACAAGGGAGAUGUUUGUUUAAACGGCAAAUGUUUACCGGUAACGGACGCUGAGUUUCCACACGAGCCGCCGUCAGAUGGCAUUGCUGUCGACAUUAAAAAGGAGGUCCUGGACAAUGCGAUCAUUCUGUUGAAAGAAACCAAACUGCUGGACAUGGAACUGACAUUCCAAACGAUAAUCGAGAAGAAACUUACAUGGUUAAAUAUGACCUGCUGGAACACACUUUGCAUCGAAAACUUUUUUCCGGAUAUCGCUUCGAGAUGGCCAGGGAGGGUCGUCGGUGUGCGCAUGCGUGUUGGAAACAUCCGAUUGUCGUUUGCAAAUUCGGCAAUUGUAAUUUAUGCCGAGGGUCGGGUGUAUUUUUCUGCUGACAACGCUACUGAUGUGACAAACAUGUUUUCAGCAGACUGUCGUCUGGAAGUGCCGUUAGUGAUGCAAUUCAGGAACAAUACACUGUCAUUGAAAGCAAGCGGAAUUGGAGGAAGUUUUGUGAUCGACCAAUCGUUUGUUGGACAAAUUCUGAACCCACAAUUACAGCAGUAUAUCAACGAAACGGUCGUUGAACAGCAGAUUUUGCCGAAAAUUCACGACCAAAUCGAAAAACACAUCAUCUCAUACCAUAUUCCUGUUGCGAAAGACAUGGCUUUUGAUUCUGCCAAGAUUAUCUUGUUUGAUGACAUGAUACGGCUUCAAGCUAACCUGUGCGACCCCUUUGGCAGCACGUGUGGUACUGCACCUUCCGACGAGUGGGUGGGGAACAUGCAGGUUCCACGCCUUCAAAUCGAUGACAUCGUACCCACAACGCCGGCGCCCAAAAGCACGACAAAAAACCCAACUAGCAGUGGUCAGAUGGCAACGUUUUCCCUGGCGCUGUUGAUAAUUUGGUGUUCUUCAAUAUUGAUGUAAUGGAAUAUUCAUGACAGCCACGCCUAUAAACUUUACUUUAUGCUUAAUAACCAAUCACACAAAAGGUAGGCAGAUUGUUAAGUUGUCAUAGUACACAAACCCGUUAAUUCACGAAGACAUUUGCAUACAUUUGUUAUAUUAAAUUGGCCUAACUUAUAAGAAAUAAAAAAUACCAAUAACUUCAUAACGCACCUUGUGUCGCAAUCUAAAUCAGCGCCAAAUAAAAUAAUCACUCGGUUAUUCGUUGCAAUGAGCGCUGAGAAUGACAUGUUGUGUAAUUCUGGCGAACAACAGUAACACAAUAUUUCGAUCAAAUAAAGAUGAUUAAGCGUUGUUUUAUUGAUUGACAGUGCAACUAAAACAACUUUUCAGUUUG
This is a messenger RNA of Dreissena polymorpha, 2211 nucleotides long. RefSeq lists its product as uncharacterized. Gene Ontology annotation, molecular function: lipid binding. Lineage: Eukaryota; Metazoa; Mollusca; Bivalvia; Myida; Dreissenidae. The transcript is spliced from 16 exons. The coding region runs from base 156 to 1835 and encodes 559 amino acids. The record is from RefSeq and is a predicted model, not a curated record.